GAACAAUAAAACAUUGCAUAAAUAACACACGAAGAUGGACGCUUUUGUCGAAAUAUUCUUAAAAAUCGACACAAAUUAUGAUGGUAUAAUUACAAGAAGAGAAUUAGAAGAAUAUACACAAGAGAAUCAUCUUGAUCCAUUAAUGAUUGAGAGAUGGGAAAAAUUAUUCACCGAAGAAGGAAAAAAUUAUAUCACAUUGCAGAACUUUUUAGAUGUCUUGGGCAUCGCGAAAGAAGAAUUUAAUAAACAAAGGCGACAAACAAUUGAACAACAAUCAACAUUCUUUAAACUUGGUAAAGAUAUUGAAUAUAUAGCUGGAGAUAUGGUUUUAUCACAACAGAUCAAUGUUAGCAAUGAAACACGUUCAUUAUUACAAGAGCAUGGAAGUGAUAAUACAAAAUUUAUUGCUAAAAGGCUUAAAGAAUUUUUAGAUAAGACAUUUAGUAGAUCAUGGCAUGUUAUGAUAUUGAAUGGUUCAUUUUGGAGUUCAUAUUCACAUGAACCGGGUACUGCAUUCCAUUUUAAAUUGAAAGAUCAAUGUUUCAAUGUUUGGAAGACACCAGAUUAUUCUCAAUAUUAUCAUUAAAGUAAACAAGUGGAAAAUUAAUUGUCUAACACACUCUUUAGUCUUUUUUUUUCUCUUUGAUUAUAUUUCUGUAUUAUCAUUCUGAA
Messenger RNA from Heterobilharzia americana, 672 nucleotides. The record is from the annotation of a GenBank genome assembly. NCBI's taxonomy places the organism in Eukaryota, Metazoa, Platyhelminthes, Trematoda, Strigeidida, Schistosomatidae.